Molecule: messenger RNA, 579 nt
Organism: Leptomonas pyrrhocoris
Lineage: Eukaryota; Euglenozoa; Kinetoplastea; Trypanosomatida; Trypanosomatidae
Exons: 1
Coding region: 16-579 (187 amino acids)
Source: RefSeq, a predicted model, not a curated record
AGGCACCUGUGAUAAAUGGCCGGCAGUUUCCUUUCACAGCGUCCGCUGCUGAUGAUGGAUUCGCGGAAACGUAUCACUGAGGCUGCUGUUCUUCAUCAACUCGCCGAGCUUACCGACCGAGCCGGUUUCAUUUCUCCGUUGUGGUUCUCCUACAACCUGGCGCGCCGCAGCAACUUCAAUCUCAAGCCCCAAACUGUUCCUGUUAAUGUCUGGCAUCCUCUCUGCGGGAACGCAUUCUGUGCAGCCCAUCCAGCACAUUCUACAUGCAUUUUUCCGACCGAAGAAACCGUCGAAACGCCUGCCACCGGCGGUAACCAACUGUACGUUCUUUCGGAUCUAGCUUAUAAGAAGUACACAUGGGUCUCCGUGUGUCCCUCGAUCUCACAGUUCUUUCAGACUCCACGUAGCAUGAUGGCACCGCCAUACUAUUGGGUGCCUACCCGACUGAGUCGUAUUGUGCCGGUGUAUGUUGCGCAGUCCAUUACCCUUCCGCCGUUUCUGACACUCGUCAACCUUGAUCAACUGGAGGAGUCACGGGGUUUAACGGAUAUGCUUCAGCGAGUGUCUUCGCCAAGGUGA